Molecule: messenger RNA, 3783 nt
Organism: Trichobilharzia szidati
Lineage: Eukaryota; Metazoa; Platyhelminthes; Trematoda; Strigeidida; Schistosomatidae
Source: the annotation of a GenBank genome assembly
AAUAGAGCCCAUCUCGAUAGAGGUAGGAAAUAAACUCGAUAACAGUGAUCACAACAUACUGUACUGCACCCUACCUCUUCAACUAACAACUAAACACACACCUAAAAAUUCUCCGGUUCACUAUCAAUAUAGGGACUAUAGAAAUGCCGACUGGGAAUUCCUACCAACGCUCUUGAGAAGCUCUGACUGGGAUGAAUACUUUACCAAUGAUAACUUAGAAGUAACACUUGAUACCUUCUACAGGGCGGUCAGUUCGGUAAGAGAUACAAUCGCACCCCUAAAGUCUGCCUUAAGGACACCAACUCUUUUCAUAGACCGCAAAACGCGAUUAAAACUAAGGAAAUUGAAAAGGAAAUUUUAUUUAUAUAAAGAAUUUAGUGCAUUACACCAGAUACAUGAAACAUUUAAAAAUCUUGAGGAGAGACAUAGAAUGAAGGCACAACUCGAGGAAAAUGAAGUCCUAGGAGGCACCUCAGGAACUCUGCAAGAUCUUGCAAAAACGACUAAACAAGGGUAAAGACAAUAAUGUUGGCCACCUUGAGCAUGAAGGAAUAAUUUAUGAUGAUAAAAGAAUAAAACUUGCGCACUGUGGUAGAGUGUAAUUCCAUUAUGGGUAAAUUUUAUUUUGAUAAAGUCCCACAGUGUUAUAAAAUAAUAUCUACUGAUUUAUGAUGAUCCCCAGAUUACUCGUGAACUCCUAAACCAAUGGUUCUCCAAUAACACCAAAGCGCAUCCGUCUCCAAUCCUCGACAUAACCUGCAAAAAUAACUACGAGUUAGGUGAAAUCAACUUUAAUAUACAAAAUAUAGCAUCAGCGGUAAAGACAUUAAAAGCUAACGGUAGUUGUGGGAUAGAUGAUAUCCGAGCCACCGUUUUUGCAUAUGAUAGAUGGUAUAUGAUAGUACUAUUACCUAGAAUAUUCACCCUCUCACUAGUGACUGGGACCUACCCUGAAACUUGGAAAAACACGUAUAUACUACCUAAGCAUAAAGGAGGGGCCAAAACUAGUGCAUGUAAUUAUAGGCCUAUCAAUAUAACACCUGUCAUAUCAAGGAUCAUGGAGAAAGUAAUCAAAGACCAAAUGUCAGACUACUUUCUACAACACAAACUCAUCAAGCAGUCACAACACGGAUUCCUUAAGAAAAGAUCUUGCGUCACUUGGCAUAUAGACUUUUUCAACCAAGUCACCUAUAGAAGAGAUAGGAGAGAACUAGUAAUUAUCCUCUAUUUCGAUAUCAGGAAAGCCUUCGACAGAGUCCCACAUAGUCUGUUAGUCAGCAGGCUAUGCUCACUAGGGAUACGCAACCCCCUCCACAACUGGAUAAAAUCAUUUCUCAGUGACAGAAAUCAGACAACAAAAAUUGGCUCGAUGACCUCCAGGCCUAGGCCGAUUAGCAGUGGUGUCAUCCAGGGGAGUGUAUUGGGACCCCUUCUUUUCAUUAUAUACAUAAACAGUAUAUGUGAGUGCUUUGGUAUAGGCAAGCCAAUACUGUAUGCAGAUGACUUAAAGGUGACAUAUACCUGAGCAAACACAGAUAUUGGUACAACUAUGAACUACAUUCAUGAAGAAUUAACAAAAAUGGAUAUAUGGUGUGACACCUGGAGACUUGAGUUUAAUGUCGAAAAGUGUGGCUGGCUCUGCAUAGGCUGCCCCAACCUAGAACUCAACCUAGCUAUUCAGGGCCACAAAAUCCCUAGACUCAAAUCUGUGCUAGACCUAGGACAGGCAUAUUCACACAAUCUAUCAUUUUCUGCACAUAUCUCGAAACAAGUAUCGAAAUCACGCAGGAUUAUUGGUUUCCUACUCGGGAACGUUUACAGAAGUGAAUCCAGAAUACUACUGUACAAGGUUUGUGUGCGCCCACUCCUAGACUAUUGUUCAUUCAUAUUUAGUAGUAUACGCAUAGAAGACAAACUAAAAGUAGAAGGAGUACAGAGGUACUUCACGCUGUGUAGGGAGGAGUAGAGGAGCAUGAUUAUGAUAUAAACUAGAUGAACUCCACACCAGAGGACGGCGGCAGCGAGUUUGAGAAGCCGUAACUUAUGAUGAAUGAUCAGACUGAAGUGGUCGGGGGAGAUGUGACAAACGCAGUGAAGGAUUUAAAAGGUGAAGGGUAUGUUUCACCAAAAGCACACGGAAACCUAACUCUCAGGGGGGACAGCGUUUCACACAAGUACGGUUGUCUGCCGAAAGAGCAUAAAUCAGGAGUUCCCUCAUGUCCCAUAUGAGACAUGUGUCAAUCACUUGGUCACCAGACGUCAAAGUGGCGGAUACAGCCAAUUCAACCCUUGCAUGACCAGUUAGUGAAGCGUAGUGUCACGAUCGCCCUCCAGUUUAUUGAGUGGCCAUGGGAUCCUGACUAGGACCUAUUUUCGCUAACUUAUUUCUAGCAAAACCAGAGAACAGUCCGCUGAAAGAUGAGAUAGCAAGAAUAGGAAUGAAUUGUCGUUACAUGGAUGGAUGACACUCUUGUUGUGUGCGAUGAAGGGUUACGUACACGUGAUUUGAUUGUGAGCCACUUCAACAGUACUCACAUAACGGUCCAUUUCACCUGCGAAGGAGAAUACAACGACACCCUGCUGCAGUUCCUCGUCGUCUUACUAACGAAGGAGAGAUUCUAUCGCAAUGUUUAGCCAAAGCGAUAAAGAAAACCCUACUCUUCGCAUCUCUUCAUAUCCUUCAGUAGCCGUCCAGUGUUCACCCAGAAACGGAAAGACGCCUUAAGCUCUUCUUCGCGUGUAUACCUUCCCAGGGGCAGUAGUUCUCCUGAUGUUCAGGAAAUUGUCGAAAAAUAUAGCCGAAAAGCCUGCACCAGAAAUCUUAGCCAAGAAUGGCGGUUAUAAUAGAUAAAUUAAUGAAUUUAUUCUCAUAGUACAGUACAUGAGGGACGUCAUAUAAUUCAAUCACAAUUUACAGGCAGUAGCAAGAUAUGCUUUACAUGUUCGCUGGAGAUUACACAUACACUUGAUAAAUGUUACUCCCAGUAGUAUAAAACAGCCUUUCCACUUAUAUACAAUCAUUUCUGUGCACAGUUGGAAAAAUUUGCUAGAUUAUCAGUGAGUGCAACACAUCAGGAAAUACAGGAGUAUUGUCUUCGCAUUAACAGAAAAACGAGGUCUUUGGUGGAUGGAUUAUAAGUGCCUGGGAAAAAAAUAAAGCUUGAAGUCAACUUUCAUAUAUAACUUUGUUGUGUACAGAAUCCUUGAAUUAUAGUUCAUUGGUGUGUUAUUUUGAAAUCAGUGAUCUGCAAUGUCAUUGUUGGGAGUAAAUAUACAAAAGCUUUGGACGCAUUGAUUAGUGGAUUUCUACUGCUCGUGGGUAUUUUCUUAGCGUGAGGAAGGUUUAUGAAUUUCAGCUGUUCCGACAGGAGUUGAGAAUAUUAACUGCUGAGCAAUAUUAUGGAUAUAAGUUCAUCACGUUAUCUUAGGAAAGGUGGGUUGUAGUUGGUGAGGUAAAUAUGGUGGCCAACGAGCGUACAUCUAUCCAUGUGAUGUUGUGGUCAUUUGGAAAUUUGGGGUCGGGUGCACUCUGGUGUCAUUGCAAAACCACUCACUGAGGAGUUCACUUAUAACCUGGGGAUCAUUGUAUAUUAUACCCUUAUGUUGCAAGCUGCUUACAUUAUUGUCUUUACUGCUUUUUAGACGUUUCUGCAAUAUCCUACAAAGUUCCUGAGUUUUGGUGUUACCCACAAGUGCUUUUUUCUCUUCAAGUUGUGAUAUCAUUUUGUGUUUCUCUUCAAGCAGUUUAAGAGUUUCAUGUAUUUGGUUUAACGCAUUAAACUC